This is a messenger RNA of Ceraceosorus bombacis, 828 nucleotides long. The record is from the annotation of a GenBank genome assembly. NCBI's taxonomy places the organism in Eukaryota, Fungi, Basidiomycota, Exobasidiomycetes, Ceraceosorales, Ceraceosoraceae.
AUGUCUCAGCGCACCUUCUGUUGUUGCCUGCCCACAAGGCUCGCCGUGCUACUCCUUUCGCCGGUGACACUAGUCGCUUCCGCCUUUUUGGCGGCGGUGGAGUGGUACUUCUUGCAUCAAAUCGCCAAGGACCCUGACAGCCCCCUGAAUGUCAAGAUCGCAACUGGUCUGCUGGGUGGUAUCAUGAGCCUCCUGGCGCUAGCUUCUUUCUUUGGUCUCAUAGGCUCGAUCGCAGCAAAGCACGGCGGUGAGUUAAUGUCGGGCAUGUGCCAGUCCUUGUAGGCCAGAGCGGCAUCACUCAUACAUCUUACCUCGUCUCCGUCGCAUGUAGCGGUCGCUUUCUACUCAGGCACUCUAUGGUUCUGCUGGUCGUUCGCGACUGUCAUCGGCAUCUUCAACCUCGUCAUCACCUACAUCCAUGGCAAGGACAGCUUCGUGAAGCAGUGCACCGAUCCUGCUACAGGGAUUACAGACGCUGGCCUCAGCGCUGACGAUGUCAGAAAGGUGUGCCAAGGCACCUUCAAUGUGGUCUACGGCAUUGCGUGAGUCUCCUUUACCGGUGUGAUGAUCAGCGUACGAUUGCUGACGGCUCAUGGACCAUUGCUCUUCCAAAGAUGCGGAGUAUUCGCCGUUGUCGUCCUCAUUACCCUCUAUCUUGCCGUCAUCGUUGGUCGGUACAGGCAACAGCUCGCAGAGCGCAAAGAGUUCAAAUACUUGCACAACCGCAACGCCUCUCACUCCAGUGUGCCGUUGACAGCCGAGGCUGGCUACGGUGGAGGCCCCUACAAUCCUCCGAUGCAGGCUCCGUACGCAUAUGGCAAGUACUAG